UUGGUGUUGACUGCUUAAGAGGGCGUGCAGUCUAUGGUUGUGUGCGACGUUUUAGUUUAAAAUAUUUUACUAUCUGGAAGUUCACGUAAUCAAACAUGUCUAUGUACCAGAUAAGACCAACGAGUCGGAGUGACGUUGAGUUUGACUUACCGAUUUGCAUGUACAAGUUAGCAAAUAUUCACAGUCAGCAAAGCCGCCGGGCCGAUGAUGAUGAAGCACACCAGAAUUGGCAGGUGUACCCAGAAGUGAAGGCUUUGCAGAACAGACAGGAUGAGAUAAUGCGGCAACUGUAUGAGCUGGAAGCUGUGGUCAGUGGACUGACAAAAAUGGUCAACACCCCUGAUGUGGACCUGGAUGCUGCAAGCAUGUCACAAGCUUCUGUUGGCUCUGCCCUGAGUAAUUCUUUGGACUUAGAUCAACUCCUGAGGCAGGACUGUGGAACCCCAAGAGAUAUUGUGAUUAAUGCCAAUCCAGCACAACCCCCUCUGUCCUUGCUGGUUCUGCACAGCAUGCUGUGCCAGCGUUACAGUGUUUUGUCUGGCAUACACAUGCACUCAUCUGUUUUUGCGGUUCCACCAGAGCUGUUGUCUUGUCUGGGUCCCCCUAUUAUCAACGGUUGCAGUCGGCAGCACUUCCAACUUAUAUUCACAAUCAUAUGGAAGGAUGUACCUAGGGUGCAGUUGAAGUUUAAUACACGGCGCAUGUGUACCGUGGAAGGUGAAGGCAAUGUGGCCCGAUUCCUGUACAGGCUGCUUUUGGCUCCCGCCAAAGACCCUGCCUUGGCUACUGUAAUGGAUAGCUGGGUGGACACUGCACUUUUCCAGCUGGCAGAGGGAUGUGCCAAGGAGCAGAAAGCUGUGGUACAGGCUUUGAACUUCACUUUGACCAAGAACCUCUGGUUGGCCGGGCCAGAACUUUCUCUGGCUGAUGUUCUAUGUGCCUGUUGGCUGAUGCAGACUGGAAUUGCUGCCACAGUUCCCAUUAAAGUGCAUAAGUGGCUUGAGUCAUGUGAGAACUCUGGUCACUUCUGUGGGGUAUACUCUUUACUGAGAAAGUAAACACCGAUUUCCACCUUGUGUGUAAGCAGUACUUAGUUGAUUCAUGUGUCACAUAAUUUAAGACUGCUUGAUUCUGAAAUACUGAAAACAUUUUU
Scleropages formosus (Asian bonytongue) is the source of this 1153-nucleotide messenger RNA. It is a transcript of the gene aimp2, whose product is annotated as aminoacyl tRNA synthetase complex interacting multifunctional protein 2. Gene Ontology annotation, cellular component: aminoacyl-tRNA synthetase multienzyme complex. NCBI's taxonomy places the organism in Eukaryota, Metazoa, Chordata, Actinopteri, Osteoglossiformes, Osteoglossidae. The record is from RefSeq and is a predicted model, not a curated record. Bases 96 to 1058 code for a protein of 320 amino acids. The transcript is spliced from 4 exons.